Molecule: messenger RNA, 1053 nt
Organism: Candidula unifasciata
Lineage: Eukaryota; Metazoa; Mollusca; Gastropoda; Stylommatophora; Geomitridae
Source: the annotation of a GenBank genome assembly
AUGAACAUGUCCGACCUCAAUCUGACUGCUGUUCUCUAUGAACAAGAUGAUUUGCGGAUGGAGGAGCGGCCGAUUCCAGAACCUGGUCCUGGAGAGGUUCAGCUGAAGAUGCAGCAAGUAGGAAUCUGUGGGUCUGAUGUUCAUUACUGGACUCAUGGACGCAUUGGUGACUUCAUUGUCAAAGCACCAAUGGUUUUGGGACAUGAGGCAAGUGCUGUGGUUAGCAAACUUGGACCAGGUGUUACAAGCCUUAAAGUUGGAGACAGAGUUGCCAUUGAGCCAGGUGUUCCAUGCCGGGUAUGCAAUUACUGCAAAACAGGAAGAUACAAUUUGUGCCUGGAAAUGAAGUUCUGUGCUACUCCCCCAUAUGAUGGAAAUCUGGCUCGCUAUUAUGUCCAUGCUGCUGAUUUUUGCUUCAAACUUCCUGACCAUGUCUCAUUUGAGGAAGGAGCCUUGCUUGAGCCCCUAUCAGUGGGAGUUCAUGCCACAAACAGAGCAGGUGUUGGAUUAGGACACACGGUCUUAGUGUGUGGAGCAGGUCCCAUUGGCUUAGUCAAUAUUUUGACUGCCAAAGCUAAAGGAGCUUCUACUGUCAUCGUCACAGACAUUGAUGAAGCAAGACUGAAAGUAGCCAAAGAGAUUGGUGCUGACCAUGUGGUGAAAGUAAGCAGUAGAGAUGCACGAGUCACAGCUCAAGCUAUAGAGGACGCAUUGGGUGACAAAGCAGAUAUCAGCAUAGAGUGCAGUGGUGCAGCUCCAAGUAUCCAGGCAGCAAUUUAUGCCACAAAAUCAGGAGGUGUUGUUGUGCUGGUUGGACUGGGCCAGGAAAUUGUUGAGCUACCUGUUGUGAAUGCUGGUGUGCGGGAGGUAGACAUCAGGGGCAUUUUUAGAUAUGCAAACUGUUAUCCGACUGCUCUGGCUAUGGUGGCUUCUGGAAGGGUUAAUGUGAAAUCUUUAGUCACCCAUCGAUUCCAGUUGGAGGAUUCAGUCAAAGCUUUUGAAGCAGCAAAGAGAGGCGAAGGCAUCAAGAUUAUGAUUGAAUGUGGUCGUUAA